Messenger RNA from Nicotiana tabacum (common tobacco), 1189 nucleotides. The record is from RefSeq and is a predicted model, not a curated record. NCBI's taxonomy places the organism in Eukaryota, Viridiplantae, Streptophyta, Magnoliopsida, Solanales, Solanaceae.
AAAAACAGAAAGUAGUGGUGUUUUCUUCAGAUUCGUAACUUGUCUUUUGAUUUUCAGCUGUCGUCAAGUUAAAGCAAUUCUCGGUUUACUGUUAACCAAUAAAAGAAGAAGAGCAAUUUCCUAUUUUUUGAUAUUUCGGGUAAUUUAGCUGAUUUUUUUCACCAAAAUUUUUGGUUCCAUUUCUCCAGACGCUGUUCAUCUAGAUAAAGUUUGUAGAUGGAAGGUGCUAUAGUUCGAAGGGUUAUUCCUUCUGAUAACAGUUGUCUCUUCAAUGCUGUUGGUUAUGUGAUGGACCAUGACAGAAAUAAAGCCCCUGAGCUUAGACAGGUUUCAAUUUUGUCUAAGCCCCCGAGCUUAGACAGAUUUUUUUUUCNUCUUGGGAAGUCCAACAAAGAGUACUGUGAUUGGAUUCUUAACCCAGAGAAAUGGGGAGGCGCCAUAGAGCUUUCAAUAUUGGCUGACUACUAUGGACGAGAAAUCGCAGCCUAUGAUAUUCAAACCACACGCUGUGAUCUGUAUGGGCAGGGGAAGAACUAUCAGGAAAGAGUAAUGCUGAUUUAUGAUGGGCUCCAUUAUGAUGCUUUGGCUAUGUCCCCUGCUGAAGGAGCUCCAGAGGAGUUUGAUCAGACAAUCUUUACUGUGCAGAGAGAUGGCACUGUAGGACCAGCUGAGAGGCUUGCUCUUAAUCUGGUUAAGGAGCAACAACGGAAGAGGAGCUACACUGAUACAGCCAACUUCACGUUGCGUUGUGGAGUUUGCCAAAUCGGGGUCGUGGGCCAAAAGGAAGCUGUUGAGCAUGCACAAGCAACUGGACAUGUGAACUUCCAGGAGUUCAAAUGAAUGAAACCCAAAGGACAAGAAACCAAGCAAAAUAUAUUGAUUUCAUUUCUUUAUACAAGUGGAAACCAAUUUCAUGAAGUUUUUCAAAUUUCAUAGGAAGGUGUAUGGUCUACUCAAUAAAUAAGUUAUGAUGAUGUAGAAGUUAAAGUAUGAAAGCACCCUGUUUAUUUUGGUGAUGCAGUUGUUGUGCAAUAGAAAAUUGUCUUGCAUUUUAGACAGAGAAACAUAAUAGGGAUAGUAGAGGAUGGAUUGCUGGAAGAAAUACAGCUUUGCCGUGCAUUCUUGUACAAGUAUUUGUGACAAGUACUAUGCUAUCCUAUGUGUCAUUUGGAUUUGCGCUUUGUCUUUA